Nematocida ausubeli is the source of this 1596-nucleotide messenger RNA. RefSeq lists its product as uncharacterized. NCBI's taxonomy places the organism in Eukaryota, Fungi, Microsporidia. The record is from RefSeq and is a predicted model, not a curated record. The transcript has a single exon. The coding region runs from base 1 to 1596 and encodes 531 amino acids.
AUGUGGAUUUCAUUUAAUCUGGCUACUCUCCUUGCAUUCCUAGGAAGUUUUAACUUAAUGCCACAAAGUGCAGACUCAUAUGAUAUGCUAAAUACAUAUACAGGCGGGUCAAAAGUAGAGGCCCAAUUGGCACGCCCUAUGGAAAAUUUAAUGCAGCCAAAAACAUCUAUACAAAUGGCAGGCAUGCCUAUGCCGAAUAUAACAGAGGGAAUGUCAUAUAUGCUAAAAGACCCAGAAAUGCCAAUGGUUCCAGAAAGAAUUGAGGAUAAUAGGGAUCUAUUUGUAAACUACUUUCCUUCCAUAAGAAAUGCCCCCGAUAUAAAAAUAUAUGACAAACUAUACCAUAUAAAAGACGCACUAAUAAGCCAGAACUUAGAACUUUCUGAUGAAGUAGGUAGAAGCACGAAAAGUGUAAAAGAGGCAAAACUAUCCGGAUUUAUAGGUAUAGCGCAAUUCUCUCCGCACCUAGACAGAUUCAUUACAGACGAGCUAAAACCAAUAAGAGGAGAAAAGACGUCAGACAGAUACAAUUAUAUUGAAAAAAAUAUACAGUCAGCAGAUAUUCUUAAAGCUCUAAGAGAGGAACAAAAAGAGGUGGAGUUCUUUACAAAGGGGCUUAGUUAUACAAUUCAUAUGGUGUCAAAAGUAUACAAAGAACCAGUGGAACAUUUUAAGUACUUAGAAAGUAUAAAUCUGGCAAAAAGUAUUUUGAAAGGAAUUUCACACGGGCGUGCUAUUCGGCUAAUCAAUGUAGAAAAGCUGCAAAAGAGUCUUAUGUUCACAGAAGAGGCAAUUAAUAAUAUUGCUGAAUAUAGAGAAAGUCUAAAAGGCAAUGGAACAGUAUCAACAGAUGCAAAUCAAGGCGUAUUUAGUAAACUGCACAUUAAGCCACAGGAUUUGUUUAACCAUAUAAAGAAAUUGCCAGAAGUAUUUUUGCCUUGCGUUUACGACGUAAGGUAUAAAAGAGUUGUUAUGUCAACUGCAUUAGAGCAGCUUUUUUGGUUUGUUGAAAUUGCUCGAAAAGAGGUUGACCUUCUGGACCCCUCUUCCACUCUGAAGGAGAAUAUAGUAAAAGAUCUUUAUAGAACCGGAGAGAAUAUUAUUGAUGCAAUCAGGCAGACAGCCUUAAUCAGCCCCUAUGGAUUUGACAGCAGUCUACUUCGUGUAGCAGAGAGGACUUUUUAUAGUGCAAUUAAGGGAUAUAUAAAGGUAUCCAAAAUGCUAGAAGCUAUUCUGGACAAUAAUAUAAAAAAUCUCUCUUAUCUCGUUAAAAAAGCAGUAAGAUCCCCGAAUUAUGCAAACACCAACGGAAAAUUACAGUUUAAUCGAGAUAAAAUGGAUGAUCCUUAUCUUGGAGUCCUUUUAGAGCAGAUCUUAUCAAUACUAAAAAUUGAAUUGGCAGUAAAUAAUGCAAAAAGUAAAGGCAUGCUUUCUCUUGAAGCAUCCAUGAUAAAUCGCAUGCUAGAUCGUAUUGUGAGGCCUGUAGACAACUAUAUAGUCAAUAUAUCUCAAAAUAACAGAGAUCUCAGGAAAAAAGCAAUAUUCUAUUCAAGUGUGCUAAGACAAGAGAGGUACAAUCCUUUAUUCAAGGUAUAA